AUGCCGUCCAGCAAUCCUACACAAAAUUUCAAACGCAUUGGCGUCGUUGGAGCCGGAAGUAUGGGUUCAAUGAUGGUCUUUGCUUUCUCCGAGCUCGGUCUUGACGUCUCUGUGUGGGAUGUUGACAAAGCCAACGUCGACAAGGUGAUGAAUUGGACCAAGGAAGCGAAAACGAUGAAGGGUGAAAUCCAAGGCUAUUCUAGUAUCGAUGAAUUCACAAAAAGCCUGGAGGGUCACGGAGAUCGCAAGCUUUUCAUGUUCUCUAUCACCCACGGAGAACCCGCGGAUUCAGUUCUCACCAUGUUAAAGCCACACUUGAAGAAGGGUGAUAUUAUUUUGGACGGCGGUAAUGAGAACUACCGCCGAACAGAACGACGUCAAAAGGAGUGUGAGUCAAUUGGUGUCAGCUGGAUUGGAAUGGGUGUCUCUGGAGGAUAUCAAUCGGCCCGCCAUGGCCCAAGUCUAUCCCCUGGUGGAGACGCCAAAGCAAUCGAGCUUGUCAUGCCCUUCUUAGAGACCUACUCAGCGAAGGAUCCGAAGUCAGGCACACCAUGUGUCACUCGCAUUGGCCCAGGCGGAUCAGGCCAUUAUGUGAAAAUGGUUCAUAAUGGCAUCGAAGGUGGCAUGCUAUCUGCGCUCGCAGAAGCUUGGUCAUACAUGUAUUUUGGCCUGGGAAUGAAGUACGAGGAGAUUGGAGAUGUCUUCAACCAAUGGAACUCGAAGGGUGAGCUUCGAGGCAACUUCUUGAUCGGCAUCGGUGCCGAUAUCAUGAAAACCAAGCGAACCCCCCAGGGUGACUAUCAAGGCGAGGGUGCCGGUAAGGAUGGUGGAUACGUUCUCGAUGAUGUCCUCGACAAGGUUGUCCAAGACGAUGAUAACACCGAGGGCACACCAUUGUGGUGUCUCCAGGAGUCGGCCUCUCGACAUGUUUCUGCUCCCACUCUGGGCGCAGCACACUACAUGCGCAUUGCCAGUGGAAACCGGGCAGAACGAGAUCGAGCUGCGAAAAAGCUCCAGAUGCCUACACCGCGACCGAUCGAGAAUACUCGGGACUACAAGUCCGUUAUUGAGAAAUUGCGACGUGCUGUGUACUGCGCAUUCCUUUCCUCCUUCUGUCAGGGUCUUGAGCUCAUUGCGCGGGCAUCUGAAGAUGAAGGCUGGGAUAUCAAUAUGGCCAGUUGUCUCCAGAUCUGGCGCGCGGGCUGUAUUAUUCAGUCCGACUACAUCGCCGAUUUGCUGCAGCCAGCCCUGACUUCGAACAAACGGAUGAUGAACAUGAAAUUUGUUGACGAAGUUGCGCGUGAGCUGCAUCACAACUUCCCUGACCUCAAGGCUAUCGUUAUUGAAGGUACCAUGUCCGAUCAAUAUAUGCCAUCCAUCGCGGCGACUCUGGAAUAUCUCAAGUAUGAGGGCGGUAUGACGCUGCCUACCAAGUUCAUGGAAGCCCAGAUGGACUACUUCGGUGCACACUGUUAUAACAAACCGGGCAUUCCAGGGGAAGAUCCUGGACCAGUUGCAAAGGGCCCUCAUCAUUAUGAAUGGCUCCGAGCUUAA
Messenger RNA from Penicillium macrosclerotiorum, 1554 nucleotides. RefSeq names its product 6-phosphogluconate dehydrogenase, decarboxylating. Bases 1 to 1554 code for a protein of 517 amino acids. The record is from RefSeq and is a predicted model, not a curated record. NCBI's taxonomy places the organism in Eukaryota, Fungi, Ascomycota, Eurotiomycetes, Eurotiales, Aspergillaceae. The transcript has a single exon. Gene Ontology annotation, molecular function: phosphogluconate dehydrogenase (decarboxylating) activity; NADP binding. Gene Ontology annotation, biological process: pentose-phosphate shunt; pentose-phosphate shunt, oxidative branch. Gene Ontology annotation, cellular component: cytosol.